AUGCCGUUAACAAUAGCGAAGACGACGCCGGUCAAGCAGAAAGCGUAUCUAACAAAAGGUGGCCUGAGACGCGAAGACUCAGACGAUGAACUCGGAUAUGAAGAUCAUCCCUGGCAUUGGAUAUACGAGGAGGAUGAGAAGAGCCUGGGAGACCAGAGACCACCGUCCAAGAAAAGGAAAGCUAGCGCUAUCGAAGGGAAGAAGAAGCCCAUAGGAGCCCGCAUGGGUUCAUUUUCCGUCCGGGUAGGGGAUUCGGUGUUGUUGAAAUCGCCAGAGCAGGGGAAAGACUGGGUCGGACUCGCCUGCGACUUCUCCGACAAGAACGAAGAUGGAGAGGAAGAGAUGUGUGUGCACAUCCAGUGGUUCUGUACGCCUGAAGAGCUGAUGUCCGGCAAACGAUCCAAGCUCCCUGAUGUACUGCCCAACGAAUCCUAUAUUACCGCAGAUUUCAACCUAAAUCCGCUGACCGCGAUAAAUGGGAGAGCGACUGUUUUGUCGAAGGAUGCCUUUCUUCAAACAUAUCCCGGCGGUCAGCCGCCAAAAUCGAAGGCUGCGGCGAAUCGCUAUGCGAAGACCAUCUUGUGCCGCCGUGGGGUCAAGCAAAGGACGCUCCAAUUUACUGAGGACUUCGUAUGGGAGGAGAUCUUCACGGGACCCGAGAGUAUCCUAGACUUGGUGGACUGGAUCAAGGAGCAGACGAAACUGAAGAACAGAAAGCCACCUAAGAAGGAGGACCUCGAAUACGAGCAAAAAGGGGAGAUGACAGAUGAUCUACCUCGAACACCGUCGAAGAAGAGGAAGGCCACUACCACGGUUUCCACUCCCAAAUCUUCCGCAAAGGCAUCCAAAUAUACUACACCAACGCAUAAGCGGAUCAUGAUCAAAAAGCCAAUCGACAUAACGCCGCUGGGGACUCGAAUUCUUUCUCCCUCCCAGUACAUGUCGACUCCGUACUCGCACGCACGCGCAACACUGCAUGUCUCGGCCGUUCCCGCGUCUUUACCCUGUCGGUCCAACGAGUUCAGCUCGGUCUACUCUCAUCUUUACUCUGCCAUUGUAGACGGUUCCGGAGCCUGUAUCUACAUCUCAGGGACGCCUGGGACGGGCAAGACAGCCACAGUUCGCGAGGUGGUUGCAUCACUCCAUCAGGCGGUGCUGAACGAAGAGCUCGACGACUUCAACUUCGUCGAAAUCAACGGCAUGAAAGUCACCGAACCACACCAAUCAUAUUCUCUGCUAUGGGAGGCGCUGAAGGGCGACCGUGUCAGUCCGCACCACGCCCUCAGCCUCUUGGAGCAGGAAUUCUCACACCCAUCUCCACGCCGUAUCCCGUGCGUCGUGUUGAUGGAUGAACUCGAUCAGCUAGUCACCAAGAACCAAAGUGUCAUGUACAACUUCUUCAACUGGCCGGCAAUGAGACAUUCCAAACUCAUCGUCCUCGCAGUUGCAAACACGAUGGAUCUGCCGGAGAGGACGCUAUCCAACAAGAUCAGCUCCCGCCUAGGUCUCACAAGAAUCACAUUUCCAGGUUACACGCAUACGCAGCUGAUGGAGAUUAUAACCUCGAGGCUGGAAGGCGUGCCGGGCAACAUUGUCGACAAGGAUGCAGUCCAGUUCGCCAGCCGGAAAGUUGCAGCCGUGUCCGGCGACGCGAGACGCGCACUCGACAUCUGUCGUCGAGCGGUCGAAAUCGCAGAGCAGGCUCAAGAGAAACAGCACGCAAUUACUACGGACGACGAGGACGUGUUGGCAACUACCCCGAGUCGUAGAGGCAGGAAGGCUUCGAAGCUCGCGUCCAAAGACAAGAACAACGACAAUGAUAACGAGAAUGACGAGAAGCAAAAGCCUCCCAGGCAAUUGGCAAGCGUGACCAUUGCCACCAUCAAACAGGCCAUCAACGAAGCAACGUCUUCACCUAUCGCACAGCACCUCCGCUCCCUGUCCCUGGCUUGCAAACUCUUUCUUGCUGCGAUGCUUGCACGCAGCCGCCGCACAGGCGUUGCGGAAUGCACCCUCGGCGACAUCACCAUCGAAGCCAAACGCAUUGCCGAUGUUGCUGAAAAUAGCGCGAUACACGAUUUCCUGCUGCUCGUAAAUGACAACUCGGGGCGGAACACCUCCACGGCCGUCAUGCCCCGUAUCUUGGCUCUGGGCGGCGCAGCCAUGGAGCUGGUGGAGGCCGGCAUCAUUGCCAUGGAAGCGAGAGCAAAGGGCGAAAGAGCAGGGAAGGUCAGAUUGAGAGUAGGAGAAGAAGAGGUGAAAAACGCACUCAUCGGCGAUGCUGAGGUCAAAGGCCUGGGAUUCAACGCCUGA
This is a messenger RNA of Cladophialophora carrionii CBS 160.54, 2313 nucleotides long. RefSeq lists its product as uncharacterized. Gene Ontology annotation, cellular component: nuclear origin of replication recognition complex. Gene Ontology annotation, molecular function: ATP binding; chromatin binding; ATP hydrolysis activity. The record is from RefSeq and is a predicted model, not a curated record. Bases 1 to 2313 code for a protein of 770 amino acids. Lineage: Eukaryota; Fungi; Ascomycota; Eurotiomycetes; Chaetothyriales; Herpotrichiellaceae. The transcript has a single exon. Gene Ontology annotation, biological process: mitotic DNA replication checkpoint signaling; DNA replication initiation.